CUCGGUUUGGGUUGACGAAGUGACAAGAUGAAUGUUCAAAGGCCCUUAAUUUUACUAAAGGUUCAAAUCUUAAUAGUGCUAACUAGCAAAGGCUUGGCGAGUGGAGAAACCCUUGAUAACUGCUACAGUAAUGUUGUUAGAGUUUCCGAUCCAAAUAUCAUUCUUGACAGCUUCAUGACGGCAAAAAGUCAUUACAACAGCUCCAGUUACAGACCAGCUUAUGGACGUCUGAAUGAUACUAGAGGUACUGGAUGGUGCGCUGGAAAAGAUGAGAAAGAUCAGUGGCUUCAAGUCGAUCUGGGGAAAGUUAUUGAAGUGUGCGCUGUUGCAACCCAGGGAGACGUCAAUGGCAACGAGUGGGUGAUAGACUUUAAACUAGCGCACUCUAAAUCCUAUGAGGACGGGUGGCCAACUUAUAGGGAUGCUAACGGCUCGGAAGUGACAUUUCACAGGGAAGGUGGAUCCCACACAAUUUGCCAACAUCCACUAGAAGUUCCCGUCUAUGCAAGAUACAUUCGUUUUCUACCAGUUACUUGGAAACGAAAUAUUUGCCUUAGAGUUGAGGUUUACGGAACCACUGAGUGUGCGGAGGCUCAAGGAAUAGAAAGCGGUGAUAUCUCCGACAAUCAAAUGAGCGCCUCUUCUCAAUGGAAUAACAAAGAAGCUGCUCAUUAUGGUAGACUUCACCUUAAAGGAACACAGAACUACGCAGGGGGUUGGGUAGCCCGCACAAACGAUGAGAACCAGUGGCUCCAGAUAGAUCUAAUUAAUCGAUACAUUAAAACAACAAGGAUUGCAACACAAGGACGAAACAAUUAUCAUGUGCAAUACGUAACCCACUACAACCUGACUUACAGCAACGACGGAAUAAAGUUCCAAUUUUAUAAGGAGCGUGGACAAAAGGAGCCCAAGAAUUUUGUUGGAAAUACAGACAGAGACACCAUUGUGUACCAUGACCUUUUCCCACCAAUCAGGGCGAGAUUCAUCCGUUUCCGACCUACAGGCUGGUAUAGAUGGAUAACAAUGCGGGUGGAGUUGUACGGCUGUCUAGAAUGUCAAGACGCCCUUGGUAUGGAAAACGGUGCUAUUUCUGACGGACAAAUUAGUGCCUCUUCACAAUUGAGUGCAGAUUAUGCGUCAACUAGGGGCAGACUGAUAUUAAGCGAGGGAGCUUGGUUGCCUCUCGAAGACAAUGUCGACCAGUGGCUUCAGAUUGAUUUGCGAAAUAACGAUACCAUCGUGAAACGAAUUGCAACACAAGGAAUGAGUGCUUCGUCCAAGUGGGUUACCAGCUACAAUUUACAGCAUGGCGAUGAAGAAACUACUUUGCAAUAUUACAUGGAUCAAGGGAAGACAAUAAAAAAGGCCUUUGCUGGAAAUUAUGACCAGAAGACGAUCGUUUAUCAUGACCUGAGCCCCUUUAUCGUAGGACGUUACAUCCGAUUUCGUCCAGUGAACUGGCACGAGGGAAUUGCAAUGAGGGUGGAGCUGUUCGGUUGUUCAGAUGUAGACGAAUGUCAAAAGCGGACACAUAAUUGUCACGAAAUGGCACAAUGCAACAACACUAUGGGUUCAUUCAAUUGUACUUGUCUUCAGGGAUUCUCAGGAGAUGGCGUUCAUUGCUCUGAUAUAAACGAGUGUAAGGACGGCCUGGAUGACUGCGCUCCUAAAGCAAUGUGCUCCGAUGGAUCUUUCACAUGUCAAUGCUCACCUGGUUACUCUUGGGAUGGGCGAUUUUGCGUUGAGAUUGAUGAAUGUGCAACCUCCGCUCAUAACUGCCACGGAGUCGCUCACUGCUUUAACAAUCCUGGAUCCUUUAGCUGUGAGUGCCGGAAAAGCUACAUUGGAGAUGGGAUAUCAUGUGAGCCCGACGGAGAUUUCUCUGUGACCAUCAGAAAUAUUUCAAAGAACAAGUAUCACGCUACGCCUAUUCAGCGUUCAGUCCAAAGCGUCCAACAAGCUGUGAUACAGGGUCUAAAUAAAGAUUUAACCGUACUUCAGAGCACCUUCGAAUGGAGUUUAAUUAGUGAAAAGGAGCUGGAUGCCUCAGAGUCAGCAUCAGGAACUAUUGUCAGUCAAGGAACAACGGAAUGGACGAUAAAAAGACGAUCCCUAUCAGCUGGAAUUUACCAAGUAAUAUUCAAAGCAACAAUUACUGUUGAGUAUCCAGAGUCCCCAAGGACACUCAAUGCCUUUGAUUAUGGCUUCAUUGAGGUUAUUGCAGCUCCAGUGCGAGCUAUCAUCGAUGGAGGAAGCAGUGUACGAUGGGGAUCUAAAACCAUUGUGACUGUGGAUGGUUCCUUGAGUUAUGAUGUUGAUAUUGGCCCUGGGAUGCACACUGGACUCAAUUUUACAUGGUCCUGCCGGAAGGACAGCUCUGUAAACAACACUUGCUUUGGUUCUUUUCUUGGCAUGCCAAACUUUAGCUCCACAGUCAUUAGAGUGGACCCUAGUAAACUGGAAGUCGAAAAGACCUACUUCCUACAACUGACUGUUUCCAAGGAUGUGAGAAGUUCCUUUACUGAAACGUCCUUUUUGAUAGCUGCAAAAGAGGUACCUCAAGUGGCCCUCAGAUGCCUUAUAGAUUGCGGCGAAAGAGUGUCUGCUUCGAACAAGCUCCGGGUGACAUCCGCAUGCUCUAAUGCUCGUUGCAACGGAUCCACCUAUGAAUGGCACUUGUCCAAAUUCAGUGAAUCAGGAAAUUGGGUGAAUGUACCCAUUUUACCCAAUAUGACAUCAACUGCUGCACAUGCAACUAAUGUGAUCAUCAAAAAGAACUCAUUGCAAUCAAAUUGCAAAUAUAAUCUAACAUUAUUUGUAACAUCUUCAGAAGGGGCAUACGGUUUUUCUUCCAUCAUCUUUGAAACCGCUGGGGAGCCGCAUAGUGGUUACUGCACGUCUUCAACCUCUGAAGGCGUUUCAUUAGAGACUGAGUUUGUUUUUAAGUGCUUCGACUGGCGGGAUACGAGCUUACCACUAAAUUAUGAGUUGUCACUCGGAGAGAAUCCAAUAUCUUACGGCAUAUCACCCACAUCUGUAUCGACAGUAUUACCUGCAGGAUUUCCGGACGAAAAUUUUCAAUUAAGAAUCACUAUCGUGAUUAGGAACGCUGUUGGAGUAUCUGUUGUACAGAAAUUACUUAUCAAGGUAAGACCAUCGUCUAGCCUUGAUCCAUGUCUUUCAUCACCAGAAGAAGUUACAAUCAAAUUAAAAAGUUUUGUAGUCGGGGAGGGUAGCAAGCUUAGUGAAUUUCUCGACAGAGGUGAACUCAGCCAAGCUGUUCAACUUGGUAUAUCUGUCUUGAAGUCUGCUAAUGAAAGAACUGAAUGUGGAAAAGCACUGGAACCCAAGGACAAAGCGUUGAUUAUCGACACAUUGAUUAACAAAUUUACAGCUAUAACACCAGAUAAUCUUGAAAUGUCUCGCUUGGUGAUGUCAGUGGUAAGCUUGGCCAUGGGGACGAAGGCUGAACUAAAAUGCGACAGCUGUAGUGACGGUGACAGUGACAGCAACACUGACAGCGCGGUACGCCGUAUUGAUUUUAUUUUUUCUUUUGCUCUUCUAUUCUGUUUGGAUCGCAUAUAUAAAUGUCAAAUCGGUUUUUUACUUAAUAACAAUAACAGUCAAACAAUUCCUCUUCAACAAAAUAAGAUUAAAAAUAAAGGAGGAAAAUAA
This is a messenger RNA of Stylophora pistillata, 3675 nucleotides long. Its product is annotated as polycystin-1-like protein 2. Gene Ontology annotation, molecular function: protein binding; calcium ion binding; calcium channel activity. Gene Ontology annotation, cellular component: plasma membrane. The record is from RefSeq and is a predicted model, not a curated record. Gene Ontology annotation, biological process: calcium ion transport; detection of mechanical stimulus. Lineage: Eukaryota; Metazoa; Cnidaria; Anthozoa; Scleractinia; Pocilloporidae.